Molecule: messenger RNA, 534 nt
Organism: Trichomonas vaginalis G3
Lineage: Eukaryota; Parabasalia; Trichomonadida; Trichomonadidae
Exons: 1
Coding region: 1-534 (177 amino acids)
Source: RefSeq, a predicted model, not a curated record
AUGACAGGAAGAUCAUCACUUAACUAUGAUACAGUUUUUAAUUUAAUGAUCACAUGUCCUCUUAUUAGUAUAUCAUUGGGAAAAUAUAAAAUCAUUACAUCAGAUUUUGAGAAUGCAUUAAUGAAAUCAAUCAAAUCUAAAGUCAAUGAUGAAACUACAGUCACUGGUUGUAUAUUUCAUUAUAUAGCAGCUCUUGUUAAAAAUUUCAAAAAGUUAUGUGAUGAAAACGAUGUUUGCGCAAAAUCACUUUUAAAACUAUUAUGUGCAUGUCCUUUUGUUCCAAUAGAAGUUUUUGAAAUAAUUUGCAAAAAAUUAGAUGCGAUUAAAGAAAUAAAUGAUUUUGCAAAAUAUUUCUUAAAUACAUGGGGUAAAAAGUAUGAUGUAAUUAACAAGCUGAAAGUAUCUGAUAUGAUCUUUUCCAAUAAUGGAGUUGAGUCAUUUAACAAAGUGUUAAACUCUCAUAUUGCAUUCCCACAUCCAACUAUUUAUCAUAUGAUUUACAUCCUAUUGAAAGUUGAUAAGGCAGCAAAAUGA